Molecule: messenger RNA, 2212 nt
Organism: Ostrea edulis (European flat oyster)
Lineage: Eukaryota; Metazoa; Mollusca; Bivalvia; Ostreida; Ostreidae
Product: lipid droplet-regulating VLDL assembly factor AUP1-like
Exons: 12
Coding region: 136-1356 (406 amino acids)
Cellular component (GO): membrane
Molecular function (GO): acyltransferase activity; ubiquitin binding
Source: RefSeq, a predicted model, not a curated record
GUUGAAGAAUCCGGAUUUAAUCCCAUGAUGCACUGAAAUAAAGAUGUCUGCCCCCAUGAAGAUUAUGUAGCAAAACUGAAAGUUUUCACGUUAUUUUCUAUCUAUCUCUUUUUAGUUUUGCGUUUUUUCUGAUGAAUGGAAAUGGAAUCUCUAUUCAACAUCAACAGGAUUCCUGACAGCAGGAUCAAGCUGAUGACGGCCCUGUACUUUCCGUUUGGUGUUGCACUGGUCAUCAUUAGACUUUUCAUUACACUGCAUGCUCUCCUGGUUACCUGUAUAUUGCCAAAAUGUGCUGCUACGAGUUUGAUUCUGAAAACUAUAUUUGGAAUAAUCGGAAUACAAGUGGUCAUUCAAGAAGACAAAAGACGAGACAAAAGUGCCAAAGUGAUUGUAUCCAAUCAUGUUUCCAACCUUGAUCAUAUGAUCAUUGAUUUCAUCAUUGCUAACAUAACGCCUGACAUAAUUGGUCUGUCGUCCUGUAUGCAGUGGUUAACAGGUUUUAAAGACUUUGGUUCUUCUAAAGGAGCAGAUAUCUUGGAGGAGAAUAUCAAAAAGUUUGUUAGAGAAUCCAAAUUCCCAGUGUUACUUCACCCUGAGAAGACCACAACCAAUGGAACGGGACUUCUCAAGUUCAUGUCUUUCCCCUUCAGCCUUGGAAAAGUCCAGCCAGUAGUCUUGCAGGUAACAAGAUGGCCUAUGACAAUGGCUGUGACAACGCUCACAAGCAAUAUUUAUCAAGAUUUCCUGUGGAGUCUCUUCGUGCCAUACACAAUUUAUAAAGUGAAAUUACUACCAGAGGAGGAGUGUGGGGAGGAGGAGAGUGUAGAGAACUUCGCUGAGAGGGUGAGGGGGAAUAUGGCGGAGUGCCUGAAUGUCCCACUGACCGAAUACACAUGGUCAGACAAGCAGGACCUGGUCAAGCGACUCGAGGAAGCUAGGAAAAAGGAACAACAGAGAAGUGCAAGGCAAAGACCCACAGGAAACUCUGCCCUCCACAGAACAAGCUCUGACCCUGAGCUUCAGAGAAUGAUACAACAGGUACAGGAUGUGUUACCAGACAUACCAGCCGCCGUCAUCCUGGAGGAUCUAGAGAAAACUCGUGAAGUGGAUCUAACUAUUACUAACAUACUGGAAGGAAAAGUCUCUACAGAGCCUCAGAAAAAUUCACAAACAAGCGACAAACUGUCGCACAUCAGAAAGAAAAUAAAUGUUGAUAUGGCACCAUCGCAACAGAAAUAUGGAGACACUACAUUCCACCCCGUGGCCUCAAAUCGUAUGCUUUCUCUGGAAGAACGAAAGCAGAUUAUGUUGGAAACUGCCAGACAACGAUAUAAAGAAAAACACGGACUGUUGUAGCAAGAGGAGGUCAAAUUAGACAUUUUCACAAAUUUAUGAAAUGUUCAUUUUUCUCUAAUCUUGCUUUUGUUUUUUUCGACAAUUUGGAGGAUGUUUUUAUCAAUGUUGACAUCUAAAACUGGAAUUCUAUCGUCUCCUCUCUCCGUCCACCAUUGGAUUCCUUUAACAGAUCUUCAGUGUCAACCACCUGCUAAUGAUCUAUGUCAGGAUUUUGCAAAUCAUAGUUAUUACUGCAAUUUUCAGAAAAGAGAUGUAUAAUAACCUCGUACUGCAUUAACAGUUAUGUUAACUUUUAAAAAAGGUGAAUUAGAAGAUGCAUGUUUAAGAUUGGCUUAUAUUUCUCAAAAAAUGGUGUGGGGAAAAGCAUUUUUUCUGGUGUACUCAUAUUUUCUAGUCAGGUUUUCUGAAUAUCACUGAAUGACAUAUGGUAAUAUAAACAAAGGCGGAUGACAAAUGUAACAUGUAAAAUAACUGAAGGUUUAUCUUCUUUCCAAACCUCACCCAUCGCCUAUAUUAUUGGUGCAUCUAUUGUAUUUCUUUCUAUCAGAGAAUAGAAAAUGUAAGUUUUUAUGUUUGUGUUAGUUGCAGCUAUGUUUGUCUAUGUUCUCAUAAGGCCCAUGGAAAAUAGGUAAUUGUGGACAGGGACUGUUUGAGAAAAAUACAUUCACACACACACAACCAACUUGUUCUUGGUUCCCCUCCUUUGAAAUUACUUCCUACAGGCCUGAUCAUAUGACUAGAUUUAGUAUUUAAACAUGAUGAAAUAUUUUAUCCAUUGUAUAAGGUAUAUAUGUUAUGUAUGAUUGAAUGAAUGAUUGAAUUUCAUUUGUUAAAAUAUUAAAAUAUUUGCAAUAUU